AUGUCCAAAGUUUUAGUGUCUUACAUCACCGAUAAUAUCAAUGUAACGACUCACAACGGUGCUGCCAACAUUUACGCUUGUGGAUCUGACACUGUUGUUCACGUUGAUGGAGCUCGGCUUUACAGCUCUGGCCCUGCUGCCCAUGGACUGUAUGCCUCCGGCAAUGGUAUAAUCAUUGCAACUGAUGUCCGGCAUCAUUCCGGAGGCAAGCGCUGUUCUUUACCUGCUGGUGAUAGCCCUGCUGGUUAUGUGACAAUCGAAAACACUGUUACAAAUACAGCUCGUAUCGGCAGUGGUACAGUAUCCUCUACGCUCUUGGAAAGAUAA
This is a messenger RNA of Penicillium pulvis, 327 nucleotides long. RefSeq lists its product as uncharacterized. Bases 1 to 327 code for a protein of 108 amino acids. Lineage: Eukaryota; Fungi; Ascomycota; Eurotiomycetes; Eurotiales; Aspergillaceae. The transcript has a single exon. The record is from RefSeq and is a predicted model, not a curated record.